AUGGAUUCGUUAUUCUCGGUCGAGAAGGCCAGGGAGCAAUUUCCGUCUUUGCAGAAGGACCAGAUCUUUGGCGAUAACGCUGGUGGCAGUCAAGUGCUAGGCAGUGUUGCCCACAGUAUCUCAGAGUAUCUCAUAACCAACAAUGUCCAGCUUGGAGCAACUUACAGCACAUCGCGCACAUCAACCGCCAAGUUUGAUGAGGCCUAUCGGAUCGCAUCUCAGUACAUCAAUGCUGGCAUUGACGAAAUUGUGAUUGGAGCAUCCACCACUCAGGUCUUGCGGAAUCUCGCGGCUUCCAUCAAGCUCGAAGCUGGCGAUGAGGUCAUUCUCUCUGAAAUUGACCAUGAGUCGAAUAUUGAUCCAUGGCUUCACUACGCCCAAAUCGCUGGCGCGAACAUCAAGUGGUGGUCGCCAGCUGAUCGAUCGAACCCGAAGCUUGAUACCAAGACUCUUCAAAGUCUAUUGACUACCAAGACACGCCUUGUGGCAUGUACACAUGCUAGUAAUAUUCUUGGUAGCAUUCAUGACAUUAAAGCCAUUGCCGAUACGGUGCACGAGAUUCCCGGUGCCCUUCUUUGCGUGGACGGCGUUGCCUACGCUCCACACCGGGCGAUUGACGUAAAAGAACUUGGCGCAGACUUUUAUGCCUUUUCUUGGUACAAGGUCUAUGGGCCUCAUAUCUCCCUUUUAUACGGUUCACGCAAGGCCCAGGAACAACUGAAACCGCUAGGACAUUAUUUCAAUCCAUCUGCAAGUUUGAUGGAUAAACUGGAGCUCGCCGGUGCCAGCUAUGAGCUGACGCAAUCUAUCAUACCCCUUGUCGCUUAUUUUGGGAAGAACCCCAAGAAGACAUGGGAUGAGAUCACCCAGCACGAAGAAAAGCUUCAGAAGCGCCUCAUUGAGUACCUCGACUCAAGACCAGACAUUUCCAUCCGUGGAGAAACUUCAUCCGAGGCCGCAGUUCGACUACCGACUGUGAGUUUCACGGUGAGGGGAAGAUCCUCACAGAGCGUAGUAGAGGCCAUCGAAACACAAUCGAAUAUCGGAAUUCGCUGGGGUCACUUCUUCUCCAAGAGACUGGCUGAAAAGGCUCUUGGUCUCGACGAUGAUGGUGUAGUGCGGGUCAGCCUAGUGCACUACAACACCGAUCUUCGAGAUGGUAACCAAUCUCUCAUCAACCCAUUGACUGUGGAGCAGAAGUGGGAAUACUUUCAGAUGCUCGUCUCAAUUGGCUACAAGGAGAUCGAAGUAAGCUUUCCUGCGGCUUCCCAAAUCGAAUUCGACUUCACGCGCCGUCUCAUCGAGACUCCUGGGGCGGUACCAGAUGACGUUCGGAUCAGAGGACUCUCUCCGACGCGUGAAGACUUUUUGGCCCGCACGGUCGAAGCCUUACGGGGAGCCAAGCGAGCCGCAAUCUGCACAUACAUAUGCACCAGCGACAAACAACUAAAGUACCAAGGUUUCACUCGCGAGAAGGCUGUAGAACAGGCUGUGAGAUCAGUUCGAUUCUUACGGUCUCUCACGAAAGACGAUCCGGAAUCUGCCUCCGUCACCCACUGGACUCUCGCCUUUGGUCUUGAAGCUUACAACGAAGCUGACCCCGAAUUUGCGUUGUUGAUCACAGAGGCUGUUAAAGAGGCCUGGGGGGCGACUGAAGAGGAUCCGUUGGUUGCCGUCCUAGCCACCAGCACAGAGGUAGCCACGCCAAAUGUGUUUGCAGACCAGGUCGAACUUUUUCAGGCUUCCUUAUCUGAGCCUAAAAAGAUCAGAAUAUCGCUUCACCCCCAUAAUGAUCGUGGAUGCGGAAUUGCUACGGCGGAAAUGGGCAUGCUAGCCGGCGCUGGUAUGGUUGAGGGCUGCCUUUUUGGCAAUGGUGAACGCUGUGGAAACGUGGAUCUUGUUGCUCUGGCUUUGAACUUCUUCUCGAGGGGUAUUCACCCUGGCCUGGACUUUUCAAAUCUUCCACAGAUCAGAGAAAAGUUUGAAAGACUCACUGGACUGACAAUCUCCCAGCGUGCACCGUACGCUGGUGAGUUUGCCCUACAAGCAUUCAGUGGCAGCCACCAGAAUAUCAUCCGUAAAGGGCUUGCGUGGCGGAACGAAGCUUUCGAAAGGGGGGAACAGCCGGCUUGGGACAUCCCCUAUCUUCCUCUCGACCCGCUGGAUCUAGGUAUUCCGAUGGAUCAAGUUAUCCGCGUGAACUCGCAGAGCGGCAAGGCAGCCGCCACUUGGAUUCUCAGCCGACGAUGGGGGCUCGAUCUUCCUGUCGACCUUCAGAUUGACUUCGGUCGCCGUGUACAAAUGAUGUGCGAAGCCCUGGCUCGGGAGAUCAGUCAUCAGGAGGUCAUCAACCUGUUCAUCGCCAGCUACGCACUUUCGUCAGAAAGACAUGGUACCGGCAAUAUCAGCGUUUUUAGUGACGGAACCCUCCAGAACGUUACUGGAACAGUCAAUCCAGCGGACGGCUUGACGAUACGGGUCAAUGGAUCCGGCAGCAGUAUUGCGUCCGCAGUCAUUAGGGGGCUUCAUUUCAUGAAGGGAAUGGACGUGGAUGCCGAAGUCUGUCACACGCAACAGCUUACGUCCGAUUUCGAUCAAGGCAAAACUUGUGCAUUGGCGACAUGUACUGAAGGGGAGCAGACAGCUUGGGGCUACUCCAUCGACAGCAACCAAUGUACAGCGCAGGCAAUGGCAGUUGUUGCGGCGGCUUUGCACCUCCAUCGCCGCAAGUUGUCAACUCUUCCGUUGAAGAAGCAUGGGGCCACGACUAGGAUGGAUGCAAAGGCAGCACCUCCGCAAACCAUUACCAAAGCAUAG
This is a messenger RNA of Colletotrichum siamense, 2817 nucleotides long. It is a transcript of the gene LEU4-1, whose product is annotated as 2-isopropylmalate synthase. Bases 1 to 2817 code for a protein of 938 amino acids. Gene Ontology annotation, biological process: L-leucine biosynthetic process. Gene Ontology annotation, cellular component: mitochondrion. The record is from RefSeq and is a predicted model, not a curated record. The transcript is spliced from 7 exons. NCBI's taxonomy places the organism in Eukaryota, Fungi, Ascomycota, Sordariomycetes, Glomerellales, Glomerellaceae. Gene Ontology annotation, molecular function: 2-isopropylmalate synthase activity.